AUGCAUCCCAUAGGUGUGGGCUCCGAAGUUCCCGCCUCGUCAUCGCACUGUGUUGCGUGGGAGACGGAGGUACGGCAACCCACACACGAGGAGGAAACGCGGCGUCUGACGCGCGAGGAGGAGAUUAAGUACACGCGGGCCGUGCAGGAUCUGCUGAGAUUAAGGAGGUCGCGAGAGCGGUGUGGCGCGGUUGAGUUGUGUUCGUUCUCGAAUUUGCAGCACGUGGUCUUGUCUGCUGAGACAGCUUAUGAGGAGACUAGGAAGGGGGAGGGGGAGAGGGAGGAGCGGGAGAGGGAGGGGAGGGGAAGGGAGGGGAUGGAGAAGGAGGAGUGGGACAUGGAGAGGAGGGGAAGGGAGGGGAUGGGAAAACUACUGGAUGCGAAUGGUGGGAUGGUGGUGGGUCUGGUGCGGAGAUAUGCGAGCAGGAGAGUGACUGUGGGGAGGGAGGAGUAUGAGAAAGAGAAGAGGGGUAGGGAGGGUUUGGAGAAGCUGAUGGGUGCGAAUGGUGGGAUGGUGGUGGGUCUGGCGCGGAGAUAUGCGAGCAGGAGAGUGACUGUGAGGAACUUGAUCGUGGCAGGAUACGGGGGGCUUAUAGAGGGGAUAAAGAGAUUCGAUCCUGGCCGUGGAUUCCGGCUCUCCACGUACUGCUAUUGGUGGAUCCGACACGCCAUCAUCCAAUCAGCCGUGGACCAAUCUUCCAUAAUCAAGCUCCCUGCAUACAUGCACCGUCAGCACAUGCUCGCCAGUCGGCGCCCCGCACCGCCAUCCACGUCAGCACUGCCGUCCACGUCAGCACCACCGGUUGAGUCAAAGCAGAAUCGCAGACUCACCCCGGGAUCUGUGCGCUCGCCUCGGUCUUUGGAAGGGGACGUGGGGACAGGGGAGAGCCUUGGGUCCACCAUCCCCGACCCCGCUAUUGAGUGCUCUGAGAUUCGCUACAUGCAGCAGGAGGUGCAGGGAGCGCUGAGGCAAGCCAUUCUCGGGCUUCCCCUCCUCCCUCUAGUGCUUGUGCUCGUGCGCGUGGAGCUCUUUGUCAUGCGCGUGCAGCUCCUCCUUAUGUGCCUUGUCUGGUGCAAACUCCUCGAUCCAGUCCAGCGUGAUGCUCUUUCUCCUUCCCCUUGUUCAUGCUUGUGCCCCCCCACCUCCCUCUAG
Messenger RNA from Closterium sp. NIES-65, 1152 nucleotides. The record is from the annotation of a GenBank genome assembly. NCBI's taxonomy places the organism in Eukaryota, Viridiplantae, Streptophyta, Zygnematophyceae, Desmidiales, Closteriaceae.